AUGGCCCCCAGCCGAAAUGGAAUGAUCCUGAACCCCCACUUCCACAAAGACUGGCAGAAAAGAGUCCGCACUUGGUUCAACCAGCCAGCCAGGAAACUCCGUAGACGAAAGGCUCGCCAGGCCAAGGCACGUCGCAUCGCUCCCCGUCCCAUCGCCGGGCCUCUCAGGCCGAUAGUCAGGUGUCCCACCAUCAGAUACCACACAAAGGUUCGUGCUGGACGAGGUUUCACCCUGGAGGAACUCAAGGCUGCUGGCAUCCACAAAAAGACAGCCCGCACCAUUGGAAUCGCUGUGGAUCCCCGCCGUCGUAACAGAUCUACAGAAUCUCUGCAGGCUAACGUGCAGCGCCUCAAGGAGUACCGCUCCAAGCUCAUCCUCUUCCCCAGGAAGGCUUCUGCUCCUAAGAAGGGAGACAGCAAUGAGGAGGAACUGAAGAUGGCCACUCAGCUCUCAGGACCAGUUAUGCCCAUCAGACAGGUACACAAGAAGGAGAAGGCCCGGGUUAUCUCUGAAGAUGAGAAGAACUUCAAGGCUUUCGCCAGCCUGCGUAUGGCUCGCGCUCACGCUCGCCUCUUUGGCAUCCGAGCCAAGAGAGCUAAAGAGGCCGCUGAGCAGGAUGUGGAGAAGAAAAAGUAA
Messenger RNA from Nerophis lumbriciformis (worm pipefish), 636 nucleotides. NCBI's taxonomy places the organism in Eukaryota, Metazoa, Chordata, Actinopteri, Syngnathiformes, Syngnathidae. The record is from RefSeq and is a predicted model, not a curated record.